Molecule: messenger RNA, 1644 nt
Organism: Nannospalax galili (Upper Galilee mountains blind mole rat)
Lineage: Eukaryota; Metazoa; Chordata; Mammalia; Rodentia; Spalacidae
Gene: Muc21
Product: mucin 21, cell surface associated
Exons: 3
Coding region: 1-1644 (547 amino acids)
Source: RefSeq, a predicted model, not a curated record
AUGCCCCAGAUUAAGUCUUGCAACCCUGACAUUGGAGCCUCCAGUGGAGCCACCACAGCCCCCCGCCCUGCAUCCACCUCAGCCUCCAGUGGGGCCACCACAGCCCCCCGCCCUGCCUCCACCUCAGCCUCCAGUGGAGCCACCACAGCCCCCCGCCCUGCAUCCACCUCAGCCUCCAGUGGGGCCACCACAGCCCCCCGCCCUGCCUCCACCUCAGCCUCCAGUGGAGCCACCACAGCCCCCCGCCCUGCAUCCACCUCAGCCUCCAGUGGGGCCACCACAGCCCCCCGCCCUGCCUCCACCUCAGCCUCCAGUGGAGCCACCACAGCCCCCCGCCCUGCAUCCACCUCAGCCUCCAGUGGGGCCACCACAGCCCCCCGCCCUGCCUCCACCUCAGCCUCCAGUGGAGCCACCACAGCCCCCCGCCCUGCAUCCACCUCAGCCUCCAGUGGGGCCACCACAGCCCCCCGCCCUGCCUCCACCUCAGCCUCCAGUGGAGCCACCACAGCCCCCCGCCCUGCAUCCACCUCAGCCUCCAGUGGGGCCACCACAGCCCCCCGCCCUGCCUCCACCUCAGCCUCCAGUGGAGCCACCACAGCCCCCCGCCCUGCAUCCACCUCAGCCUCCAGUGGGGCCACCACAGCCCCCCGCCCUGCCUCCACCUCAGCCUCCAGUGGAGCCACCACAGCCCCCCGCCCUGCAUCCACCUCAGCCUCCAGUGGGGCCACCACAGCCCCCCGCCCUGCCUCCACCUCAGCCUCCAGUGGAGCCACCACAGCCCCCCGCCCUGCAUCCACCUCAGCCUCCAGUGGGGCCACCACAGCCCCCCGCCCUGCCUCCACCUCAGCCUCCAGUGGAGCCACCACAGCCCCCCGCCCUGCAUCCACCUCAGCCUCCAGUGGGGCCACCACAGCCCCCCGCCCUGCCUCCACCUCAGCCUCCAGUGGAGCCACCACAGCCCCCCGCCCUGCAUCCACCUCAGCCUCCAGUGGGGCCACCACAGCCCCCCGCCCUGCCUCCACCUCAGCCUCCAGUGGAGCCACCACAGCCCCCCGCCCUGCAUCCACCUCAGCCUCCAGUGGGGCCACCACAGCCCCCCGCCCUGCCUCCACCUCAGCCUCCAGUGGAGCCACCACAGCCCCCCGCCCUGCACCCACCUCAGCCUCCAGUGGGGCCACCACAGCCCCCAGCCCUGCCUCCACCUCAGCCUCCAGUGGAGCCACCACAGCCCCCAGCCCUGCACCCACCUCAGCCUCCAGUGGGGCCACCACAGCCCCCAACGCUGGCAUGAACACCACUCCCAGCAGAUCUAACGCACCUGUUCCAACUGAAACUCACACAACCUCCCACCAAACUGGCACCAGUGUUGCGGCUCCGCCGGAUGAGCUGAAGCCUGGAGGGUCCCUGACGCCAUGGGAAAUCGUCCUCAUCACCCUGGCCUCUGUUGUCAUGGCCUUGGUGCUCUUUGCUGGGAUCUUCCUUUAUGUGAGAAAAUACCUGUCCCUGAGUAAUGCCGUUGACCCAGUUUUCUACUAUGCCCAUGGCUCCCACCUUGACCCAGAGCCCCACAGGCCUGUACGGAGCCCCAGCUGGUCCUGGAGGAGACCAGUAACCUCUGAAGCCAUAGAGAUGAAUGGGAGAUAA